Portunus trituberculatus (swimming crab) is the source of this 1013-nucleotide messenger RNA. RefSeq lists its product as uncharacterized. The transcript has 5 exons. The coding region runs from base 127 to 732 and encodes 201 amino acids. The record is from RefSeq and is a predicted model, not a curated record. Lineage: Eukaryota; Metazoa; Arthropoda; Malacostraca; Decapoda; Portunidae.
UGGCAACAGUGACGGACCUUUUUUUUUUUUUUUUUUUUUUGUGGCCGGUGCACACGUCCUGCAUCCUGCUCCUUCCUAUAUAAAGGCUGGUAAGCGGGCGGCCCGACACAUUCUACCGAGGCAAGAAUGACGGCACAACUCAAUCCAGGACUGGCUGUGUUGCUGUGCGCGGUGGUCGCUGUGCCACUUGCCAACACCGCCGCUUACGUCCCUCAGAUUCCCGAAAGUCAGAAGGAUUCGUCCCUCGCUAAUUUGUGGAGGCAUGCCAUCGAGCAGCAGGGCCCCGCUACAGAGAGAGUUGAGGGACCAAAGACCUUCUUAGAACCAGUUUUUAUAGAGGUGAUCAACUGGGUGCCGCAAGAUUCUGCUCACCCACUCUAUGCCUCAGAGUACAUUGACCUCCUGCGGGAGAUCCUUCUGGAUUACAUGGUUGAUGAGGUGGUGAAGCCUGACGAUCCCAGGAUGAGUCAACCCUCCGGCCUGCAAGUGAAAAAUCGCAACGGCAAGACCAUCACCUUCAAACUCGUUUCGGGAGAAAUAACAGUGAAUGGAGUGAAGGUUGUCGAUAAUUCAGUCAACAACGACGGCACGUACUCCUACAUCCUCGAUGAGAGUCUCUUCAGCCAUCGCCAGAAGGUGGGGGAUGCCUGGGAGAAGUACAUAAAAACGGUUCCUGUCUAUGACCCAUUUGGCGUACUAAUAUCAGAUCCAAGCGUCCCAGCAGAAGAAUAGAAGACUGCAGCCGCAUCUCGUCCAGCUUCACCAAAGAAGUGCUUGGCGAGAUGAGAGGUGGAGGCAGGCAGCCCCUCAACUUCCUCGUCGCUUUCAUAUUCAGCAGUGUAGAACUGUUAGUAGAGCCGAGAAACCGUCCACUGAGGACAGGCUGACCACCACUUGCAGAGCGGGGUCGCCUCCGUCUCACAGCACCACAACACAGCACGAACACAGUGUUCAUCGGCCCUCUGUCAUCAAUGUUACCUUUGUCUCAAAAGAAUAAAUAAUUACAAAUUGUU